Molecule: messenger RNA, 1452 nt
Organism: Thermochaetoides thermophila DSM 1495
Lineage: Eukaryota; Fungi; Ascomycota; Sordariomycetes; Sordariales; Chaetomiaceae
Exons: 1
Coding region: 1-1452 (483 amino acids)
Biological process (GO): positive regulation of transcription by RNA polymerase II
Cellular component (GO): nucleus
Molecular function (GO): DNA-binding transcription factor activity; transcription cis-regulatory region binding
Source: RefSeq, a predicted model, not a curated record
AUGCAGCCCUUAUUCCCAGGAUUAGAGACCGUUGAAGACAUGAUCUUCUGGAGACAUUACAAUGAACACCUCAGCACGGUUUUAACGGUUGAGGGAGAGCACAGAAACGCCUUCAAGGACAUUAUGGUACCAAUCGCCGUCAGACACCAGGGCUUGAUGCAUUCAAUCCUUUCCCUGGCCAGUAAACAUCUCGAUUUUGACACACCGUAUGGUAUCAACUUGCUCAAAAACAACCCAACAACAUCCCGAGAAGCCUUGAGAGAACGGUCGAUCUACCACCACGAACAAGCAAGGCAAAAGUUUUACGAGGAUAUUGAGUCUACCAACGGGAAACCGUCAAUCGACGACAAAACUCUCAUUUCUGCCCGCUAUGGCCAAAUGCUCUGUUUCUUGCUCGAGGCCCUCGCAGAAGGCAGCCCUCGCGGCGAGCACAGACUACACUUAAAUGCGUAUCGCAGCCUGAUAUCUACAUCUCCUCCAGAGGACCCAGCAUUCCUCUCGUUCAUAUCAGAAUUCUUCCAGUAUCACAUCUACGCCGAUGAGCUCAUCCAUACUGCCCUGGCCGGGGAUAAUAACUGGCCGCCGAAGCGCCCGCCACCUGUCUUGGACAUCCAUCCCCCAAGACUCCUUGGUGUUGCAGACGGCAUGUUGGAGUGCCUUUCCGAAAUUACUGCUAUCCGAAAUUCGAUCCGUGCCAACAUGCUCGCAGAAGAAGAUCCAGUCGUUGACUACGAAAAGCUGUACAGAGCCACACAAAUCGACGCCAAAAUCCGUGAAUGGGUCAGCGAUUGGCCUUCGGGCGACAAUCGCAACCGUGUCACAGCGAUCUACCAACAAAUGCUGUGGAUCUACCUCGUCCGCACAGUCUACCCGCCCUCUUCGUCCCCUCCCCCAUCCCUCCCAUCCUCCACAACAUCCUCAGCUAUGAGAUAUGGCUCCCCUUCCCACAGCCGGCCGACCUCUUCCGUCGUCAACACCCCGCCCCAGUCGGCCUCCACAAGCUGUGCCUCUUCCCCGAGACUCGCUGCCUCCAACCCCAUGCAUGACGAUAAAGAACCCACGCCUGCUCGCACUUACUCGCAACAUCCUGGGGGAAGAACAGCCGACUCUCCGCCCCCCACCCGCCACCCCGUCCACCACGACCCGCGCAUCACCCAAGCCGUGGAUGAAGCCCUCUCCCUGUUGGAAGAAUUUAAGCCCAGCGACCCCUGCCAGACCCUGCUCUUACUGCCCUGCUUCCUGAUCGGAACAGCGGCUUUUUCCACGACCCAGCAGAGGCGCAUACGCGGAGUGAUUCGCAAUGUGCGUGGGUACACAGGGCUGAGGAACGCGGACAGGGUGAUGGAGGUGUUGGAGGAGAUCUGGAGGUUGAUGGAGAUGGGGCAGUGGGCGGCUGUGUGGGAUUGGCCGGGCGUGGCGAGGAGGUUGGGGUUGGAUUUCAUCCCUGCGUGA